Molecule: messenger RNA, 5820 nt
Organism: Megachile rotundata (alfalfa leafcutting bee)
Lineage: Eukaryota; Metazoa; Arthropoda; Insecta; Hymenoptera; Megachilidae
Cellular component (GO): endoplasmic reticulum membrane
Source: RefSeq, a predicted model, not a curated record
AAUGCUCUUGAAGGGCAUAUGACCUGUCCAGGUUUGCCCAACACUGCUACAGAUUGCCCAGCAGCUAACAAAGCUUUGUUUUCCCUAAGUUGGCCGACUUGUCUUUAGUAUGUAAAAUUGGCACAGUGUCAUAAACAUAAUGACCUUUUCAUACCUAUUAUGUAGUAUAUCAGUAAUGAUGAAUUAUUAAAUUAGAUUAUCAACUGUUCACUGUGAUUAAUUAUCAGUGAAAAUUAAUAAAAUUUUUGGAUGAAUUUUAUUGUUGCUUGAACAGUAUUUUGCAUACGUGGCAAUGAUUGCCACCAAUCAGGAAACAGGAGUUUCGAUAGGCGUGGCUUUGAACACGUACACUUGCUUGGAUGUCCGGCAGCCAUAAUUCUUGGGAAGAAUCGUCGUGUGUGAAUCUUGUCGUGAUUCCCGAUAGACAAACACAGUAUCCUGUUCGUUUUGCAUUCUUUAGUGGAAGCAAUUUACAGAAAAGAUUUUCGAAAUAGGCAAAAUGGAUGUUCAGACAGGAUUGGUUUACAUAGCAGUCGUAGUUAUUUCCGCAGCAGUUAUUGUUUUAGUGUCAAUGUUUGGUAUAAAGGAAAAGUCUUAUGAAGAAGCAAUAGCAGAACAGAGAAAACUUCCUGAUGAUCUUUUAUUCAGUAAGAAAGAUAAAAAUAAGGAGAAGAAACAUAAAAAUAAGACAGGGAAGAAAGUAAAAGAGAAGAAAGAAGAAAAGGAGGAAAAAGAAGAUAAAGAAGAGAAACCAGAACAUGUUCAGUUUGAAGAAAAUCCUCAAAUACUACCUUUAGAACCAUUACUACGGGGGGGUAGCAAAGGAAGUAAGAAGAAAAGCAAGGUUGAAAAGGUAAAACCAAUUCUUGUAAAUAAAGAUGAGCCAUUGGUUAUUGUGACUGAAUUAAGUUCUUCACAACCCUUCUCGGCAGAGGCUAAUCAUUUUGACCUCAUUCAGCCAAAGGACGACCUCGAACUCAUACGGAGUCAUAGUAAAGAAAAUUUACAACAAAUUGGACAGUCUGAGCCAGUUGCAAAUAAAUCACCAAAGGAAACUCCAACCAAAUCAAAGAAAAGUGUGAAGGACUCUGCAAAAAAAAAGGAUGAAAAUGUUAAUAAAGAAGAAAAAAAAGAGACUAAUGCAAAUGUUAAUGGACCAUCAAUUAACAAGGAUUCUGUAAAAGAAACAAAAGAUAUCAAAGAACAAAAAGAAACACCAGUAAAAGAGGUGAAAGAAAUUGUAAAAGAAUCUUUAGUUUCUACUCAACCUCCACCUAAAGAAUCUAAAAAGUCAAAGAAGAAAAAUGACAUCUUAGCACAAAUUGGCGGAGACAAAGAUGCUGUCAAUGUAUCCCUUUUGAUGCCUUUAGUUCAAAAAGCUGAACUCAGUCGUUCUGAAAUACAAAUCCUUAUUGAUCAGCUUUUAAAUAAACAAAUGGACAAUCCACCAGAACAUUCAGAAUGGACAGAGGGCCGUGCUGAUCCGGUUAUCAAAUUAAAGAAACAAUUGGCAGAAAAGGAAAAAGCUUUGGCAGACGAGCAUGAAGCAAACAUCGCGUUUCAAAAUAAACUGAAAGAAUUGCGAGCUGAACUUAAUUCUGAAAGAUCUAGAUUAUCGGCUAGCGUAAGACAACUGGAAGAAGCAUUAAAUGCAAAAGUAACAGAGACUCAGACUUUACAUACGCGUAUGCAACAUAUUUUGGAAAGUCAUGCCGCUGAAAAACAAGGAUUCACUAGACAGAUUGAACAGCUGCAAACUAAAGUAAACGAAAAUGCCGCAAUCAUUCAUAAAAUGCAAGAAGAUCAGGGACAAACUCAAGGACAUCUGCAACAAGAAUUGAUCGCACAGCGUAAACAGAUGGAAGUUCAGUUUGCACAGAUGCGUGAAAAUGAAAAUUCUUUAAAGACACAAUUAGCGCAGAAACACGUGGAAGUACAAAAUCUACAAAGUGAAUUGCAAGAAACUUGUGAAAGCACUACAGCUGAAAUAGAAAUGCUACAACAACAAUUAGGACUUAUGCAAAGCCAAUUAAUGCAUUCCGAAGGACAGUUACAACAUUUUAAAGAAGCUGGAGAUAGAUUACAGGAUGUUGCUAGACAACUUGAGGAAUCACAUCGCGCUCAUGCUGAUUUAGAUCAUAGAUUAAAGAAUGCUCAUCGUCAUGAACAAGAGCUUCAAAAGCAAGUAAACUCAUUGCAAAGUGAACUCAAUACUGUAAAAUCAGAAGCCAAUGAUGUUUCAGCAUUAAAAACAGAGUUGAAUAAAGCUCAGUCAGAGUUAGUGAAAUUAAAAUCUGAGUUAUCAGCUUCCAUGAAUGAAGCGAAAUCUGAAGCAGCUGAAAUUACAGCUCUUAAAAUGACACUGGUAAAUAAAGAAGAAGAGUUGAAAAAAUCUGAGGAGAAACUUAAUAAUGUACGAGUGGAGCUUAAUCAGUCAACAGAAAAUGUAGUAAAGUUGGAGACACAAUUAGAUGCAACACAAAAGAAACUGGAUACAGUUACGGUUGAAUUUGAAAAGGUAGUAGAAAAUUUGAAGAAGGUACAAGAAGAAGCUAAUACUCAUAAGUGUGAUGUGCAGAAGUUGGAAGAGCAAUUGAAACAAAAGGAAGUCGAAUUAGAAAAAAUCCGCGCAGAACUUCGAGUGGCAAAUGAAGCAACAAACGAAAUCAAAAUGUUAAAGGCUGAAAUAAACAGGUUACAGAGUAAUGACAAAAAAUUAAGUGAAACACAGUUACAAAUUACGCGAUUACAAGAAGAGAAUGAUAAACUUUCAAUGCAGUUGGCAAGUGUUACUGAAUUACAAAAACAACUGAAACAACUGCAAGAAGAGAAUGAAUCAUUGGCUUCUCAAUUAGCAGCAACGACUGAACGCCCAGCUGCAGAAGGCCGAGAAAAUGGAAUCGAUGAUAACGUUCAAAAGAAUGUACAACUUGUAGAACAAACUAAUUUGUUGGCCCAAAAGGAGAGUCAGUUAGAAGCAUUAAGAAAAGAGUUAACGCAUAAGGAGGCAGAACUCAGUCAACUAACUGCUCAGGUUGAUGCAUUGCGAAGCGAUGUGAACAAUCAACGCAGCCUCGCUGCUCGCUUGAGUAGUGAUUUAGAAGCUCAGAGAUCUAAAAAUAAUGAGUUGCGUAUGAAAAACUGGAAAGUGAUGGAAGCUCUUUCUGCUGCUGAAUCGCGUAUUAAAACUAGCAAUGGAAAGAACUUUGAUGAAGCUGCACAAAAGGUGAAAAUAGAACAAGAAGAUUUAACAAAGACUUUAUUACAGAGGAUAUUCCCAGAAGUAAAAGUAUCUGAAAAGUCAUAUGAUCAAUGGCUUAAAGUUUUCGAAGAAAAAGUAAAUGCAGUUUUAAUAGAUUUAAGAAAGAAGAAUGUAGUUGAAACGCAUUCAGACUUAGAAAAACAGAACAAAAAUUUACAAGGCUUGGUAUCACAUUACAAACAAAUCAUUGAUGAUACAGAAGGUAUGCUCUAUAAACUUCAAAGUCAUGUAGAGUCGGAAGAAGCAAGAUGGGAGGCUCAGCUUCGAAAGAAGGAAAAUGAAGUCGCAAAUCUUAGGCUUGAAUUGAACGAGCUCAUGAACAAAUUAAAUGCACAUGAAAAGUUACAAGCCAAAAUAGUAGAGUUGGAAACUAGGUUAAAAGAUGCAGAAUCUCUUAAAGAACAAACCAAUUCCCAAUUACUGGCGCAUAGGUCUGCACCAACAUCAUUUCCCAAUGAAAUAAAUACUCAUGAUUUAGCUGCACUGGAAAAACUUCAAGAGGAAAAGGCACGAUUAUCGGAAGAACUUCAAAUAGAAUGUAACAAAAGAGCAGCAGUAGACGCGGAAUUAGAUAAGUUACGUUCUGUAGUUACACAACUUCACCAAAAAAUGUCACAAAUUAAGAGCGAAGUUCGUGGAAAUUGUAGUAAUCCAGAACAAUCAGUGUUAAAUGGGCCGCCAACUUCCGAGUGUUCUAAUUCUGAGAAUACAGAGUUCACAAAUUGUUCCAUUAUCAAGCCCAUCAAUUUGGUUCAGUCUCCACAAGAAAUUGACAACAGCCCCUUAACUACAAAAUACUCCUCCAAAUCGUGUCAUAUGACAGAUCACAACACACAGCCUAGCUGGAAUCCGUUGAUGAGCCAGCAGCAUAAAAAGCACAAGAAAAAAAGGAAGUCCACUAAGAAACCCAUGGCAAAAGGGCGCAGAUUCGCAGUUAUAGAAACAGUUUGACAAAGAAGAACAAAAUAUAUAACAUUGCCAGCGUGGAAAGGAGCUAUGUGAAGAUGAUGGGUACAAAGAUGUAUGCAUAGCUACAUAUGGAUUAAAUUUUAAAAACACAAACACUGGGGGUGGUUCAGGAAAAAAAUAACUUCAAAGAGCAAGCUGCGUUAAUACAGUGCAAAAUCAGACAGUUGAUUAUGGAAAUAGAAGUAAAAUCACACAUACUCCAACACUAUAGAUCAACAUGGUAAACUUUGCUAUCGAAAAGACUAAUAUUCUGAUGAAAUGUUAUGUUUCGUAUAAAAAGAGUAUCAUAUUUUAUUAUGUGGAAAGAAAUAUAAAUAAUGAAACUUCUGUAGCUAGACACUAAGAAAUAAUGAACCUGGUGUUUGUCGUAAUUGCACAAAGUGAUGAACACAAAGAACUACAAUAAUUUAAAAAUUGCUGCAAUUGUGUAUUGUAAAUUACAUUAUGAAUAAUAUUGUUUUAAUAUUAUUUUUGUUAUACAAAUCAUGAAUAAGUUUCUAUAGUCUUCGUAGCGCUUUAUCUGAAAUUUAUUAUAUAUCAUUUAUAGAGUAAAAUUUACGUAUGUUACGCUUAAUGAAACGCACGAUACUUUAAAUCACGAAUGAUAAAACAGGUACUUUUAGUGUCCUUUGUUUUUUUUUUCUUAAUGAAAUAGCAGACACCAGAGUUUUAGAUAAUUUUCAUAUUGUUAAAGCAUUUGUAUACAAAGCUGAAAUCGUUAAUGAAUUAAUGUGCAAUAAAUGAUCGUGUUCACGUGAUCACAUGUAUAAAAAGUAAUAGUGUGUUCAAGACUGCUAGCAGGAGCAACUUUAAAUUGACGAACAAAUCGAUUUUACAAGAUCAAGAAAAAGACUUAAUCAUGCACAACUUAUAGAAAAUGUAAAAAAUUUGUUCAGGAGCACAUUUGAACACAAAAAUAUAAUAAAGUAAAUAAGCUAUAUUAAUAAAAUGAUGGUUUAAAUGAUUUUUAUAUACGAAAUUGGAAUCAUAAGAUAGAGUAAUUUAAAUACAAUUGGGGCAUUUAAAAGAGCGUUUAUUAAAGUUUUUAUGUUAGUUUAUUUUAUAAAAGAAUUAUAAUUUUUAUUACAGUGUUAUGUUACAGAAUGUUGAAGAAAGUAACAAUACUCUAAUUUAUAGUGUACUAGAUAUAUUGUUUCGUGAAGUAUAAUUAUAUCGUUUAUUUUGCAAAAAUAUUAUGCUGAAUACUGUACUUAUGUUUUACAUUUGGAUUAUUACAUACAGUUAAUAGAAAGUUUAUUGUUUUAUUUGACGUUAGAUAAUAUAUAAGUUUAAUCAAUAAUUUGUAAUUGUAGCAAAUUAUGUAAGUUAUUUAAUCACACUUUAAUCCGAAAAUUAAAACAAAAAAAAAUAAAGGUUUUUUAUUAGACAUAAUAAUUACAAGUAUUUAUGGUUUAUUUUAGUUUCUUUUUCUUUUAUAGUGUAAUUCCUAAAAAGACAGUUUUACAAAACGGGUACAUAUAAAAUAUCAGGUGUUAUAUAAGCAAUAUUACUUACGAAGAAUGCAAGGGAUAUACCUAUACAUAUAUGUUUCCUUACUAUAAAUCAAAAUAAAAAUGUUUUAAAUAUUA